Exaiptasia diaphana is the source of this 879-nucleotide messenger RNA. Its product is annotated as melanocortin receptor 3-like. Gene Ontology annotation, biological process: G protein-coupled receptor signaling pathway. Gene Ontology annotation, cellular component: membrane. The transcript has a single exon. NCBI's taxonomy places the organism in Eukaryota, Metazoa, Cnidaria, Anthozoa, Actiniaria, Aiptasiidae. Gene Ontology annotation, molecular function: G protein-coupled receptor activity. The record is from RefSeq and is a predicted model, not a curated record. Bases 1 to 879 code for a protein of 292 amino acids.
AUGGAAGGCACAGACAUUGCUAUCUGUUUUGUCAACGCUUUAUCCAGCAUAAUAUCAAUUAUUACCAACGCAAUGGUCUUCGUCGCCAUUCUCAAAACACCAUCUCUUCACACACCGACCAACGUUCUUCUCUGCAGUCUUGCUGCUUCAGACUUUGCGGUUGGUUUCAUCGUACAACCGACAUUCAUAGCCGUAAUGCUGUAUGAAUAUCAGGCCCCAGUUCAUGAAUUCUUCAAAUACUGCUUUCUAUUUUUUGUCCUCGUUUCUUUGUCGACUGUCAUGUUGAUCACAUUGGACCGUUUCAUUGCCUUGCAUUGGCAUCUAAGGUACCAAAGCAAAGUGACUGUCAAACGUGCUGCCGUYGCAUUGACCAUUGUUUGGCUCUUGUGUUUUCCGUCGACAUUUAUAUACUAUGAAGCUGGUGGGAGAGACAUGAGAUUUCGCAUGGUCAUAACGUGCGUCACGGGCAUUUUAGCCACAAUUUUAUUUUGCCAUUACAAGACUUUCAAGAUAAUUCGACACCACCGUCGUCAGAUUGUGGCACAGCGCCUGGCGUUUAMUUUUCCAACGGCAAGGCAAGGUAGAUCCAUCACUACAGUUUGGUAUCUCCAAGGCUUAUUCAUCAUCUGCAAUGUCCCCUUUGUUUGGUCUAAGAUCGCUUCUCUGUACAUUUUCCGUGGAAAACCAUUCUUGCGCCUAAUGAGAAACACUUGCCUUACGUUUUUAUUCUUUAAUUCAACUUUGAAUCCGUUUCUGUACGGCUAUAGGUCCAAAGACAUUCGAAAGGUGAUUCUUGAUGYAACAAAAUGGUGUAGUAGAACAAAUGCGAUAACUUCUUUUUCAUUACAAAAAGUAUCAAACUCAAAGCAAGGCAAGUAA